Nematolebias whitei (Rio pearlfish) is the source of this 1411-nucleotide messenger RNA. RefSeq names its product band 4.1-like protein 2. The record is from RefSeq and is a predicted model, not a curated record. Lineage: Eukaryota; Metazoa; Chordata; Actinopteri; Cyprinodontiformes; Rivulidae. Gene Ontology annotation, cellular component: plasma membrane; cytoskeleton. The coding region runs from base 157 to 756 and encodes 199 amino acids. Gene Ontology annotation, molecular function: structural molecule activity; actin binding. The transcript is spliced from 10 exons.
CCAGUUGACAGUAAACAGGAGCUCUCUCAGUUGGACCAGGAGACCACUCCUCGGCACAAAAAGGAGUUCCUGAAUAAAUCGCAGGAUGUCUUGCUGAAGCAUCAGGCCAGCAUUAACGAGCUGAAGAGAGCCCUGAGGGAACCAAACAGCAAGCUGAUGAACCGCGAGAAGCGUCUGUCUGCUAGCUCUCCACCUGGAACACCUGAGAAAAAGGCAGAGCCUGUCUCUACUCCUGCCAUAUAUGAAGAGCCACUUGCUGACUUCAAGCCUCCAGUGGCAAAGAAAGACCCCAGUGCUGUGAGUGUGGCCCACAAACUGAAAAGGGCCGACACAAGGACAGAAACAAACACCAACGGAUCAGAGGUGGACCCCGACAUCCUGCACAUCUCACCGCAGAACUCUGGUUCUGUCAGCCCACAGGAAGAGCCUGGUGCCCUCAAAGAAAACGGCUCCCCUGUACAAGGCAGCAGACAGGGGAGGGAGUCUGUUGUGUCCCCGUUGACCAUCACCCCCGAGAGCAUCACCUCAGCAACAACAACACAAGUUACCAAGACUGUCAAAGGAGGCUACUCAGAGACCAGAAUCGAGAAAAGAAUCAUAAUCACAGGGGAUGAUGAUGUGGAUCAGCAUCAGGUGCUUGCCAUGGCGAUCCAGGAGGCCAAACAGCAGCAUCCAGACAUGCUGGUGACAAAAGCAGUGGUUAUCAGGGAAACAGAGUCUCCCACUGAGGAGCUGCCACGGAAAGUAGAGUCCUGAUGGAACAUGGUGGCUUCUCAGAUGGAAGGGGGUGGGGCUCAGGAGAAGGAUCCUCCAGCCAAGUGUUUCAUGCCCCACCAAGCAGCACGCCAUCAACCCCGAUGAGAGAACGUCUCCCCAAACUGUGUACAUGUAGACAUCAGAGCAGACUGCAACCCAUGAAGCUGUAGACCUUCAGCCCUGUACCUUUAGACAAACAACUGUGACCCAGUCCUGUCCCGGACCAGUCCUGCUCUCCCAUAGGUUUGGAAACAGGAAAUGUUGAUUCAACCUUGAAUCAAACACGUUUUAGUUCAUUAGAACUAACAAGCUCGACUUGUCAGACAUGAUUUCUUCCUGUUCCCAAACACCUGAAAUGUGUUUGCUCAUUGUCACCUCUCAGCUGGGACAAAUCCACUUUAAUCAACUGCUGUUUUAUUAGCUUUUUUUUUCUUUAUUCAUUUUUAUCUAUAGAGGAUGUAAUUUAUGUUCAGUGUUUGCCUGUUUAUCAGUAAUAUUAGAAUAUAAUCUGCAUGAUUCAGUCAUAAGAACAGAGGGAAAGAAAAGAAACACACGUUCCAUUAGAUACAAUGUGAGAAAAUGCAAAUGAGAGGGGGAAAAAUAAAAUAAAUUUAAAUACUGGGCCAGUACUGAUGAACUGGUACCAGUAAACAAA